Messenger RNA from Galeopterus variegatus (Sunda flying lemur), 2414 nucleotides. It is a transcript of the gene TMEM150C, whose product is annotated as transmembrane protein 150C. The coding region runs from base 116 to 865 and encodes 249 amino acids. The transcript is spliced from 8 exons. The record is from RefSeq and is a predicted model, not a curated record. NCBI's taxonomy places the organism in Eukaryota, Metazoa, Chordata, Mammalia, Dermoptera, Cynocephalidae.
CCCAGAUUCCGUCCUCCCUUUGUUGGGUGAAGAGCGCCAGGCAAAGGCGUUCACCAAGGCUGUGGAAGGAAGCGGCUCGACCGUGCACACCCGGCUCCGGUCCUGUGGUACAGACAUGGAUGGGAAAAAAUGCAGCGUAUGGAUGUUUCUACCUCUUGUAUUUACUUUGUUUACUUCAGCUGGAUUGUGGAUAGUAUACUUUAUAGCUGUGGAAGAUGACAAAAUUUUACCAUUAAAUUCAGCUGAAAGGAAACCUGGUGGGAAGCGUGCACCGUAUAUAAGUAUUGCAGGUAAUGAUCCUCCUGCAAGCUGUGUGUUUAGCCAAGUUAUGAACAUGGCAGCAUUCCUAGCCCUCGUGGUAGCUGUUCUGCGCUUCAUACAACUGAAACCAAAGGUUUUAAAUCCGUGGCUGAAUAUUAGUGGAUUGGUGGCGCUGUGUUUGGCUUCCUUUGGAAUGACCUUACUUGGUAAUUUCCAGCUCACGAAUGAUGAAGAAAUCCAUAAUGUUGGAACUUCCUUGACCUUUGGAUUUGGCACAUUGACCUGCUGGAUCCAGGCUGCAUUGACACUCAAAGUCAACAUCAAGAAUGAAGGACAGAAAGUUGGAAUUCCACGAGUUAUUCUGUCAGCAUCUAUCACUCUCUGUGUGGUCCUCUACUUCAUCCUCAUGGCCCAAGGCAUCCACAUGUAUGCAGCCAGGGUCCAGUGGGGCCUGGUCAUGUGCUUCCUAUCUUACUUUGGCACCUUUGCAGUGGAGUUCCGGCAUUACCGCUAUGAGAUUGUUUGUUCUGAGUACCAGGAGAAUUUCCUAAGCUUCUCAGAAAGCCUAUCAGAAGCUUCUGAAUAUCAAACCGACCAGGUGUAACCCAUCCGUUUUUCCUUGCUGGUGAAGUGGGUGUGACAGUGGGGGAGGGGCAACAGGACACACUCACAGGACUUGACACAUAACCUUAUGACACAUUUUACACACGCACACGUUCAUGACUCCAUUUGCCAAAUGAGCUUUUCAGGGCGAGUUAUUUCUUUAAUGAAAAAGCACAAGCCCUCUGUGUUAAAAUACACGCUGUUCCACCGAAAAUAUAUGCACGACAGAGCAAGAAGCUUGUGCAUGGUCACCUCUUUUCCCUCCCUCUCCCAGCACUCCCUGCUCUUCUCGUUCUCUUCACGUUUCCAACAUCAUCAUCACCCUGCCAUAGAGUAGGGCAGGCCAAGUGGCAUGGGAGGAAUAUCAACUCCCAAAGUUGCCUUCAGGUCCAAAGGGCUUGGAAUCAGCUUGGGAGGGAGUUCUGAAUCUGGCACUAAUGUUCUUGAAUGAAUAAUAAGAGUAUUAUUUAAUUGGAUGGAAACAGUAGAGAUGUGACCCUGUGUAACCUGUGGAAAGGCAUGGACAGAACCUUCCAACAAAAGUUCCCUUCACCAUUGUUCGGUGUGGGGCUGUGUGGCUCUAAUGAAAGGAAUGUGCUACCGACUGGGAGAGUGAAGCACCACUGUGAUUUGGACUUGAUUCACGGUGACUGAGAUUUCCAAAUGUGAAUAUUUGUAGGGACGUGGUCUGCCAGACAUGGAACACAGGGGCAGUGAGGGUAUGUUUAGUUUUUGUUUCUAUAGUAUGCCAUGUACAGCUUUUGUUUUAUAUUUCAUCGUUUACCUUUUUUAAAAAUUUUAAGUAACUACCAUGGGUCUUUCUAGGUAGGCCUCAUGGGCAAAGAAAAUGUAGACCAAAUGCAGGAGCUUAGCUUGCUUUGGGUUCAACCGUGAUAAAAAGAAAAACAAAAAACAGGUCACCUGCAGGUAUAUUUUGCUGCUUUUAUGCUUGAAGCUGAGAAAAUAUUCACAGGAAAGUACAAAGAACUAUGAAUGUGUGGAGGCAAUAAAAAGAGCUCCUACUGGACAUUUAUAAAAGAUAGGAGUUUUAGAGCAUCUUGCUGCAAGUCCAAAUCAGGGCAGACUCUUAGUAUGUAUUGCUUACAUUUUUUUGGAUCAAGGGCUUUUCAAACCUGAAAUCUGUAAAAGCUAAUUAAAAGAUUACCCUCCCCCAAAACCAAAUUGGCACAGCUGGUCCCCUGCUGCCCACCAUGUAGUUCCCAGCUGCUGAGAGUUCGGACUUCCAGCUGUAGGCGCGGGCUUUUGAGGCUGUGCUUCAUGAAGAAGAGCAGAAUUCCAAAUUCAAAAUGCGCUGGAGUGGGCCAAGUUGACAGACCCUCCACGAGUGUACUUUGUUUAAAGAAAUCUCCAAAUUUACUUUAUAGGGGCCUAGGAUUUCAUGGAAUAUAAUGUGAAGAACAUUGUUUUUUAAAAUUCAGUCCUAAGUCUGAGCUUCUUGAGCAGGAGGAGGUCGAUGUCUUUUCACUUUGUAUUUAUCCCCACCUCCUAGCACAGUGCCUGGCACAUAUUAGGUGCUCAAUAAAUGUCUG